Molecule: messenger RNA, 871 nt
Organism: Cannabis sativa
Lineage: Eukaryota; Viridiplantae; Streptophyta; Magnoliopsida; Rosales; Cannabaceae
Product: universal stress protein PHOS34
Exons: 4
Coding region: 146-631 (161 amino acids)
Source: RefSeq, a predicted model, not a curated record
UAAUUACUUUUCUAGAAGAAUGAGAAUCAGAUGAUCGGUAUCGUCUAGUGCCUUCUCCACACACUCUCUCUAUAUAUAUAUUGGUGAUGUAGUUGACAACUGGAGAAAUCACGAAAAAACAUAAGCAGAAGAAAAAGGUUUAACAAUGGCUACCGCUGAGAAACCAGUCAUGGUGGUUGGAAUUGACGAAAGCGACCACAGCUCUUAUGCUCUACAAUGGACUCUAGACCGCUUCUUUGCUGCCUAUGCUCCCAACUUUCCAUUUAAGCUCAUUCUUGUCCACGCUAAGCCUACUCCAACCUCCGCCGUCGGUCUCGCUGGCCCUGGCGCCGCAGAGGUCUUGCCGUUUGUCGAUAGUGAUUUGAGGAGGAUCGCUGCGCGAGUCGUUGAGAAAGCUAAGGAAGUUUGCGCCAGUAAAUCGGUGAAUGAUGUUUUGGUGGAGGUUAUGGAAGGUGAUGCUCGGAAUGUCCUCUGUGAAACUGUAGAGAAACACCAUGCAUCUGUUUUGGUUGUGGGCAGUCAUGGCUAUGGAGCAAUAAAGAGGGCUGUUUUGGGCAGUGUCAGUGACUAUUGUGCUCACCAUGCUCACUGCUCUGUGAUGAUUGUGAAGAAGCCUAAAACCAAGCAUUAAGAGCUUCACUUUGCAAAUGACCAAUUUAGUAUUCGUCUAAGUUAUGAAUUGAAACUACAAUAAAUAUUUUCACAAAAUAAGCUUUGUUGUGUGCUUUUUUUUAGGAAAUUAAAGCUUUAUUAUUGCUUGUUAGCUGUUCCAGAAAAUGGGCUUGUAUUUGGAAAGACUGAAGAUGCUUUUUGUAUAUAAAAUAAUCUUUAUCUUUAUUUAGAGAUUAUUCGGGAAAGUUGAACUGAACAA